Molecule: messenger RNA, 3208 nt
Organism: Homalodisca vitripennis (glassy-winged sharpshooter)
Lineage: Eukaryota; Metazoa; Arthropoda; Insecta; Hemiptera; Cicadellidae
Exons: 2
Coding region: 152-2119 (655 amino acids)
Source: RefSeq, a predicted model, not a curated record
CGACUCCGUUGUUUUAUUUUGAAAGUUUAUACAACCUUCCUCGCCACGAACCCAAGAGAAGAUCUUUCGCCUCCCACUGGGCAAACGAAGUCAACCUACCACAACUGGUGUCAGGUGUGGGGUUGGUACAGACUGCAAGAACGUCACCAACAUGCGAGGCCUAAUCGGCAUGUUAUUUACGCUUGGAGUCGCCUGGGGUUUUCACCGAGGUGUCGUCUUCGAAAAGGAGGGAGAUGUGCUCCUCACUGACAGCCAUUGGACCAUAGUGAUGCAGUACAACUUCACGGAAGUAGAAGAGGAAAACCAGAACCUAAGUAUAUUGCUAUUCAAGGUAAAAGGUCAGUACGAUGAGUUCUUUCAAGACCUCUUAGCGGGGAAUGUAAGCAUGCACUCUCCGGUACGAGGAUUAGAAGCAGGAUUCAGGUACGAGUAUGUAGGUUUGCAGCAGCUGGUAGCAGACUACGUCGGCCAAACCAGUGACUUGACUACCUUAGUAUCUAGCACUCGGCAAAAGCGAGGCUUAAUCGAUGCGGGAGGCCAGGUACUAAAAUUUCUGUUUGGUACUGCAACGGAUAGUGAUCUGGAAUUAACCAAUAGUAGGAUAAAUGAAAUAGAAAAUCUAAGUGAUGACCUUUCCCAUAACACUAAAGACCAAAUAACCGUUUUAGGUAAUAUGCAAUCGGAAAUUUCCAACCAUUCUAGAGCAAUAAACAAAAUUAUCUCUACCAUAAAAGAAUAUCACGAGGUGAUGCACAUAACUAUGGCCCGUAAUUAUAUCAGAGAACUUAUAUAUGCCAACCAGUUGAGAACCCUUUUUCAGUAUUUGAAGCUGAACUCAGCCCUUUCGGAGGUUAAAGAUGCUAUUAAUCUAGCUGUCCAGAGGAUGGCCAGGCUUCACCUGGCCAUUGAGGAUCUAGCUGCCGGAAAAAUGACCAGUAACCUGUUGCCUCCCCAUCAGUUCUUGAAGGUCCUGACUUCCGUGGAAAACGUAAUACCACCUCCAGUAAAAUUGUUUUUAGAUGUAAAAUUAGAGAAUUUGCAUAAUUUCUACAAAUUUGCCACAAUACAAUCAUAUGUAACGAAUUCUCAAUUGAGGGUAUUAAUUAAGCUACCCCUGAAAAAUGAUAAUCAGUUGUUUGAAACUUUCAAUGUGAUAGUUUAUCCCGUUUACGACCCUUCACUCGCAAAGUGGGUGAAAUGGGAAGUGGCAGAUCAAAAACUUGUGAUUAGUAAAGACAGGCAGACUUAUUCAGUUUAUUCACCAGAAAUCUUUGCAAGGGAAUGUAAAUUUGGCAAACUCACGGUGUGUCCGUUGUCAGACGCCUUAUUAAGCGUCUACAAACGACCCAACUGUGUAGUAGAUUUAUUAAUGAAAGAGCACGUAACGUUAUGUAGUAGAAAGUUGAUAUCUGGCUUACAGUCCCCCGUUCUAAUUAGAACACCUACCCGCUGGCUCUACGCCACAUCAAAAGAAACACGAGUUAUAUUAAAUUGUUUUGGGCGUGAUGCAAACCUGAAUGUAAGUGCGAUCACCCUGAAAGGUGAGGGUGAAAUACCGAAGCAAGACAGAUGUGAUCUGAUUGCUGAUGGCUAUAGGGUGCCUGCCCGAUUUAUCGGCAGCUCCUCGUAUUCGAGUGAAUUUGGAAAGAUUCUUUUCCCAGAAGUUGAUGGGAUGUACAGUAGUGAAGAAUACAGCUUACUGGUACAUGAUGUAAAUGAAACUUUGAAAGUCCUGCAGGGACUAGAUGAUCAGCUGGGCACCCUAAGUGUUAAAGAAUAUUCCCUAGAGGGUACAGUACAAUUACUUAGGUCCCACUAUCACAGACGGAUGGUUAUCAAGUAUGCAACGUUUAGUGGUACGUCUCUUGUUGUGGUGUUAAUUGUUGUUGUUCUGUUGCUAAGAUGGAGGGUGCGAGUUGCCGACCUGCUCCGCGCCGCCCUGGGAGGUAGCACACAGCAUCCGCAGGCCGCCCAGACAGAGUCGCCUCUCCAGACCCUCGAGGAGACUGUACGCACUGUUCCUAGAUCGGAUGCUGAUCAAGGCGAAAUUGAUCGAGACCAGAGUGGGAGUAUGUCAACCCCACGAACCGCAACUGACGUCAAACUGACCGUACGUUAAUCUAACAAGGAGUGGAAAGUUGGGCCCUGGACACUUUAAGUAAGUGUGAAAUUAGUUGCAAACUUACGACUUCAUCGGGAUGUGUGUAUGUGUAUUACUUUGAAAAAAAAAACCGGAGAUCAACCUGUGUCGAGACUGAACGAGUGCUUCUGGAUUCUUAGUCGUAGAGACAUGGUGGAAGAGUGAUUGGGGAUCCCCUAAUAUGUUUGUUGAUGUUCUCUGUAUGCUGACCACUUGGUUUUGACUUGUGUAUGUAUGUUAACGCAGACUGGUAAUGGCAGAGUUACUAUAAUUCCUUGAACAUUCUAUUAAAGUAAAUAGCAUAUCCUAAGAGGAUCAAGAAUGCUCGAGUCAAACUGGUAUCUAUGGGAAGGUAAAGCCGGCACCCCUAAACCCAAAUACCCUCUCCUUUCAACUCCCCAACCGGACUAUAGAUACACUGAAACAGCUCGAAUAACUUUCCUAAAUUUAAAAUGAAGUGGCAUUCCAGUAAUAACGCCUUUGAGAGUGUCUUGCUAAGGGAUUUUCCGGACCCCAUUAGCAAGACAGAAAAAAUGUCUUUACCAGGUCUGCAGAAUUGUAUUAACAUAGUAGGCAGGGUAUUAACCCCUGUGUUUAUUCAUAUUUUAUGUAUUCACUGAAAAUUUAACUGUUAUUUAAGGAAUUUUUGUGUCACAUGUAAGUUGAAAUGGGGUUAGACUUGUUAGAAGCUCUAAGGCACCAUUAGAAUGUAAAGGCCAGUAGGAGGAAGGUAUCGGUGAGCUUCCCCGCUCCCAGGGGUAAGCGAGGUGAAAACCAUGGGGUGCCCCAGGUCCACAAAUGCCCUUAAAUACCAAGCGUGGGGGGCGGAAUAUUGUAGUUGUAGUUUUUCUUUUUUUUCUGUGUUGAUAUUCUUUUGUGAGUUUGAGAGGAUUUGAGGAGUAUGGGGACAGUGUCCUCCUGUCGUUGUUUGUUCGGAAGAACGUCAACGUUAUGCCUAUAAAACUAAAUGAUGGUUUGUGAACCGCCUUCCAGAGUCCCCCCACGCAUUUACAGUGUAACGGCUAUCCAGCCACUAGUUUUAAGUCUUUUCACAGGGCCCUUAAGGAA